AUGGGUAGUGCAUCGGCCCCAAGGGGCGACGAAGAAGACCUAGACAAGCUAAUCACAGAAUUUGGGUCCUUGGUGGAUGAGUCCCUUGUCGUACUCAUAUUUCGAGAGCAGGGCUACCAGGAAACACGCAAAGCGCUCGCCGAGAUAUCUAAAGAUGUGCGCGACGAAGAAGCUUCCGGCUUUGACACCGGCAACUACUAUGGCUCCGAAGGUGGUUCGAAUAUAGAAGGCGCACAGUCCCCUUCUCUAACCAAUAGCGGUUCAUGGGCUACGUCCGACUACGAUAUUGGCUCUCCGCGCACUGCUGCGUCGGCCAUGGCGGAUGACUUUCAGCCGUUAGCAAGAGAUCAACUUCUCCCAGACACAGCCGACGCUGGAGCGACUCCAGAAGCGACCCUCAAGAGCAUCUUCCCCAUGCUGAAGGACACGGAUAUCAGAAGAGCCCUAAAGGAGUCGGCGGGCGAUGCCAUGAGGGCGUCAGACAUUCUCCUGAACAUCAAGCAUCUGGAGGAGACGGGCCAGCGGCUAAAGGGAAUCGACGCUUUCUUUCAGCUGGAUGGAUUUCCAGCCAAGAAAAGCCGGAAGAAGGCACAUACAAAGGAGAAGGAGACUGGGCGACAACGGCUGUCGGUGGACUACAAGCUUGCGCCCCUGAGUGUCAACGAACAAGCUGAGUGUGCUGAGCGCUCGUCGACACAAUCAGCCCCUCCCCAGGUGUCUAUGACGCCUGGCAACUGUGUCGACCAGGCGGCGAUGGCCGAGAAAUCGUGGGCUGCAGCCGGUGCUUCUUAUGCGGCUGCAUCGGCAGCAACUCGUCGAGGUCGUUCAGACCCUCUUUUCCGUCAGGUGGCUGCAGUGUACUCUGAUCGCGGUCGCGAACAGGCAGCCGUGGCGCGGCUGCGGCAGAGCGCGGCCGCCGACGCCUUUGUCGAGGAACAGAGCUCUGCAGACGUCAUCGAUGUCCAUUACGUCACUGUCGACGACGGUGUUCGCAUCGCCGUUGAACGCACGCAGCAGUGGUGGGUUAAGCUCGGCGAGCAUCGGAUAAAGAAGGCUCGGAACGAGCCUCUGCGCGUCGUGACUGGCUCUGGAGUGCAUAGCGCCAAAGGUUUCUCCCGUAUGUAUGGAGAAGUCGGAGCGGCGCUUGAGAGGGCUGGUUGGAAGGUCCAGCCCGGAAUCGGCCAUUAUCUCGUUACUGGAAAGAAGUGA
Messenger RNA from Grosmannia clavigera kw1407, 1209 nucleotides. Its product is annotated as smr domain containing protein. The transcript is spliced from 2 exons. Bases 1 to 1209 code for a protein of 402 amino acids. NCBI's taxonomy places the organism in Eukaryota, Fungi, Ascomycota, Sordariomycetes, Ophiostomatales, Ophiostomataceae. The record is from RefSeq and is a predicted model, not a curated record.